AUGGUAUCAUUUAAUAAUGAUCUAUUAACUAUUCUGGUACUUAUUUGUAUAUCAUGGGCUGGUCUAACAUGUAUUGUAGCUUUUAUUAUUAUUAUAUUUUUAUUAUGUAAAAAAUGUCGUCAUACUACGUCUGUUAGUCCCAUUCGAACACCAUCAAUAAGUUCAUCAGUUUCAAUCACUAAUCAUUCUCCAUUGAUUUCUCGUGUGCCAACAAAAUAUCCUAUUAUAAAUGGUGAUCGAAAUCAAAAGCUCGAACCACAACGACGUCCUUACAAUACAAUGGAUUCUAUAAAUGAGCAUUCUUUUUCUCCGCGCAAUGUCAAAAAUAAAUAUCCAGAUGAAGAAGAAGAAGAUUACAGAUACAAUAAAGGUAAUGAAACAAUAAGAACAAUAGACGAAAGUCGAGUAUAUGAUCAACGUCAUCAAAAAAGACAAUAUCAAUUACAAAAGCCAGUGGGAAAUAUAAGAGUUCUCGAUCGAAAUACACCAUAUCCACCUGAUGUUAUUGCCCGUGAUAAACGAAUGCAUAAUAAUCGUUAUACAAUGGAUGAUAAAUUUUAA
Messenger RNA from Adineta steineri, 561 nucleotides. NCBI's taxonomy places the organism in Eukaryota, Metazoa, Rotifera, Eurotatoria, Adinetida, Adinetidae. The record is from the annotation of a GenBank genome assembly.